Molecule: messenger RNA, 1167 nt
Organism: Rotaria sordida
Lineage: Eukaryota; Metazoa; Rotifera; Eurotatoria; Philodinida; Philodinidae
Source: the annotation of a GenBank genome assembly
AUGGGUUGGUUAACAUGGCAACGAUUUCGUUGUGUAACUGAUUGUCACCUAUAUCCUGAUACAUGUAUAAGUGAAAAAUUAAUUCGAACACAAGCUAAAUUAUUAGUUGAUGGUGGAUAUUUAGCUGCUGGUUAUGAAUAUAUUAUUAUUGAUGAUUGUUGGUUAAAUAAUACACGAGCAGCUGAUGGAUCAUUACAACCUGAUAAUCAACGUUUUCCAAGUGGAAUUCGUGCAUUAGCUGAUUAUAUACAUUCAUUAGGAUUAAAAUUUGGUAUUUAUGAAGAUUAUGGUACUGCAACAUGUGCUGGUUAUCCAGGUAGUUUAGGACAUUUGGAACAAGAUGCUCAAACAUUUGCUUCAUGGACAGUUGAUUAUUUAAAAUUAGAUGGAUGUAAUGCUGAUAUAAAAGAUUUUGAUACUGGUUAUCCAUCAAUGGAACGUGCAUUAAAUGUAACUGGUUAUCCAAUAGCAUAUUCAUGUUCAUGGCCAGCUUAUCAAGAAUUUUCAAAAAUGAAACCAAAUUAUUCAGCUAUUGCACAAACAUGUAAUUUAUGGAGAAAUUGGGGUGAUAUUGAUGAUUCAUGGGAUAGUGUUUAUUCAAUUAUACAAUGGUUUGGUGAUAAUCAAGAUCGUUUAUCACCAUUUCAUGGUCCAGGACAUUGGAAUGAUCCGGAUAUGAUUGUAGUUGGAAACUAUGGUUUAAGUCCAGGUCAAUCACGAGCACAAAUGGCACUUUGGUCAAUUAUGGCUGCACCACUUAUUCUUUCUGUUGAUUUAAGAACAAUUAGUGAUUGGGCACGUGAUAUAAUAUUAAAUAAAAAUUUAAUUGCAAUUAAUCAAGAUCCACUUGGAGCAAUGGGACGACGUAUUCUUAAAUUAAAUGGUAAUGUUGAAGUAUGGAGUAAAGCAUUGAUAAAUAAUCGUACUGCUUUUGUUGCACUUUUUCCUCAACCAUAUGGAACACCAAUUCAUAUGAGUAUAAAUCUUACUGAUCUUGGUUUAGGUCGUUUUGAUGAAUAUGAUUUUUUUGAAACAUUCCAUGAUGAAUUUCUUGGUAAAUAUCAUAAAAAUGAACUAUAUAAUUUUACAAUUAAUCCAUCGGGAGAUGUACAUGCAUUUUAUGUUGAAUCAGCAAGUACAAAAACAUAUCGUCUAGAUUUAAUAUAA